Messenger RNA from Lytechinus pictus (painted urchin), 3926 nucleotides. RefSeq lists its product as uncharacterized. NCBI's taxonomy places the organism in Eukaryota, Metazoa, Echinodermata, Echinoidea, Temnopleuroida, Toxopneustidae. The transcript has 4 exons. The record is from RefSeq and is a predicted model, not a curated record. Bases 201 to 938 code for a protein of 245 amino acids.
GACUAUCAUUUUGUUAUGGUACACAGUAUAGUAAUCGAGUGAUUCAGACUGAGCAAGCUGAUACAAGUCAACGCAAAAUAAAUACAUUCCUAGGUCAUAUAUCUGUCAAAAGCAAUUCCUGCUAGUUCAGUGAGUUAGGCGACAAGAUUGGAGAUACAGCGGAGACUCAUCGAGAGGUUCGAAUCCAACCAGAAGUUAUCAUGGAUGACUACAAGUACACGGUAAUAGAAAAAGUUAGACAGAUGCCUCUGCUGUGGGAUCCAGAACAUUUUGAUUAUAAAAACAAGGAUCAACGACAGCUAGCAUGGGACAAGCUUGAAAGUGAUAUGAAGCCGCCCAAUAAAGGGGUGACAGUGAAACAAACUUGGGAAGGCUUGAACCGUGCUUUCAACAGUGCCAUGAGUCGACGAAAAAAGAAGACAUCCGGUAGCGGCCAAGGCAACGAUAAGCCAUGGAAAUUCGAAACAUCAAUGGGUUUUUUGAAAGCUGUCAAAGAGAGAAGGAGCACUAUAUCCAAUCUGGAGGAGAUUGACGAUUCUGAUAGUGAUGAGAAUUGGAGUAGAGUGGUAUUGGAACAGGCCAUAGAUAAAUCGGGCAUUUAUGACGUCCAUGAUGAUGACAACGACGAGGACAACAUGGCUCCAUCAACGUCAUUCAGACCCAUUCCUCAUAAACCCAAUUCAAAGAGGAAGGCAACUGAUGAUGUGUAUGACGACACCCAAGCUGGAUUGUACAAAGUUAUGACCCAAUGUCUGGAAGAAAAACAAACAUCCCCUCGACUCAAGUUCUUUGAGUCUAUUAUGCCACAGGUUGAUGAAAUGACAGAUGAUUGUUUUUUAGACUUCCAGAUAGAAGUUCUGAACUCUCUCAAACGUUUCCGAUAUGAUCCUGGCCCCGAUUGCUUAAACUACAGUCAGCCAAUGACCCCAGCAACAUGAUUAAUGUCAUCGUCAGAUUUUUAUUACAAGAAAACUAUUUAAAAAAACUGACCCAACUCCACAGGGGAUCAUUUUGGGCAAAUCAGUUAAAACUGAUUUAAUUAAAUUUGUUUAAUUAUAUUAUAUCUGAUCAUGAUAUAAAGCACUGUAUCAGAAUAUCAGUCUGUAUAUGUUGUUCUUGUUUUUCUUUUUUUGUUAACCGUCAAGUUUCAGUUAAUUGGAGGAAGUCAAUUUGUCUCGCCUGCAUAGCAGAGCUAGACUAUAGGUGCAAAAGCGGCGGCAGCGUCAACAUUGCAAUCUUAACCUAAGGUUAAGUUUUAAAAUGUCAUCAUAACUUAGAAAAUAUAUGGACUACAUGUAGUUCAUGAAACUUGGACAUAAGGGUAAUCAAGUAUUACCGGACAGCUCAGUCGGUAGAGCGGGGGUUUCGGAUUCCGGUGACCCGGGUUCGAUUCCCAAGUGGUGCGCUAGUGCCCUUUGGUAAGGCAUUUAUCCUCAUUACCAGGUCCCUCGGAGAGGACCUUAAGCCAUUGGUCCACUGGUUGCUUGCUCACAGGCAUUCAUGCUUUUUUAGCAGUCAGGUAAAAAAAACCUCGGUAUAUAAGUUUCAGGUCACGUGACCAAGGUCAAUGGUCAUUGAAGGUCAAUGAACUUUUUGCCAUAUUGGGGGUAUUUUUGGGGAUUGCCAUUAUAACUGAAAGUUUAUGGAUCCAGUUCAUGAAACUUAUCAAAAGAGUAAUCAAUUCUCACUAAACGCCCUGUGCGAGUUUCAGGUCACAUGACCAAGGUCAAAGCUCAAUGAACUUUGGCCAAGUUCGGAGUAUUUGUUAGAUUACCAUCAUAACUUAAAAAGUUUACGGAUCUGGGGCGGUAUUCUAUUUCUGAGGUCAUUUUAUCUUUAAAAUAUUUUAUUUUAUCUCUUAAAAUGAAAUUGGUAUUCUGAGAUGACAUUUUAUCUCUCAGAUAAAAUUAAAAUUUUUAUCUUGGGUAUGAAUUUUAUCUUGCGUAUCUUUGAUACGCAACAGAGCAGUGGCUGCGUAGACAUACCCAUCGCGUAUCUUGCCAUUGCAACGCGGGUGAUGUGCUUGCGCCUAAGUUACUUUGAAGAAAAAAUAUAAUAAACUUAAAAGAGGGUAGGGGCUAUUUUAUCUCCGCGACAUUGAUUUCGUCAAUAUUUCUAGGUGAAUUAACUCCAAAUGUUGACAUGAAAAUGAAGAAAAAUUAUAUAUUCAUUGAGAACAACACCUUAAAGGUAUUGUUUAACUUUGUGAGCAGCCGAUUUAAAAAAUUCUCAAACCAAGAUGAAACAUGUGUACAAGUGCAUGUAUUAGAACUAAUAAACCGUGAAAACAACCAUUAUUGAGAAUGAAAAGCUAAAACUACAAGGCAAACCCCGAUUUUGUAAAUAGGCGUCUUAUAGACGCCUAAAUAGUACACAUAAGUGUAUGGGAUGAAAUUAAGAUGGUGUUUUCGGUCACUUUAUAUUUCAAUUUUUGAAGCACUAAAUAAUUAUUUUCGAACGCAAUUUUUUCUGGGCUUCAUUUUUGUAACAUAUCACAGACACAGGUGACAAGUGUGACCUUCUAGCUCAGAUUUUUUAAAAGUCAAACCAAUGUUAACCAAUCACUUUAAAGUUAUUCCUGUACAAUCGGGAAGUAUUUUCAUAAGACUUUUCUUGACUAAUAUUGUCUUUGAAGUGAUGCUUGAAAAGAUGCAAAAUAGACUUCGAAAAAAAGAUGAGAGUAUUGUCAGUUUUGUCAAAAAGAAAUCUCUGAAAGACGCGCAAGCGUAUAGUGCAAGCGUAUUUGAAGGCAAUAAAUUGACGCAAUCUCACUCCUUCGCCACACCUCCUCGCGGAAUGGAUUUCCAUUGGUUGAGUGAUAUGAGAGAGCUAUAAAAGCGCGUUUCUAAUUGGAUAUUGAUUAAAAAAUAGGUGUGUCUUACAGAUAUAAAAUGAAGAUAAAAUUGUUCUCAGAAUACCAAUCCAUAGAGAUUUCAAGGGCAUUUUAUCUCACUGAUUUUAACGGAGCUAAAAUAUUUCAUUUUAUCUUUUUACUUUUUACUUUGGCCAAGUUGGGGGUAUUUGUUGAAUUACCAUCAUAACUUUGAAAGUUUAUGGAUCUGAUUCAUAAAACUUAUCAAAAGAGUAAUCAGUUAUCACUGAAUGUCCUGUGCGAGUUUCAGAUCACAUGACCAAGGUCAAAGGUCAAUGAACUUUGGCCAUUUUGGAGGUAAUUAUUAAAUUUCUGUCAUAACUUUCAAAGUUUGUGGAUAUAGUUUAUGAAAUGUGGACAUAGGGUAAUCAAGUAUCACUGGCAAGUCUUAGGUCGCAUGAUCAAGGUCAAAUAUCAUUUCGGGUCAGUGAGCGUAGUAUUGUAUCGUUAUAUGAAUGUUUUUUGUGAAUAAUUUUUUAUAGUAGUUUUCAAAGCCAACACUGCUGCUAUAUUAAAUCGUAUAAUGCAAGUGAGACUGCCAGAUGCACUCCACUGGUUUAAUCAUAGAGUUGGGUCGAUUUUGCAUUCAUACAAAAGUUUGGUACAUGUCUAUAAUAAAAUAUUAGUUCUGCUACAUAGCAUCGUUAUCAAGCAUGUUACAUGUAUUUAUUUUUGUGUAUGUAUGGUGAUUCCGUGUGUGAGCUGUGUAGGCAUGUGUGGGUGUCUGUGUUGUAUGAUAGUGAUGAUGUGAGUGAUAUGCAUUUAAGCGCAAGAUUAUUUAACCCUAAUAAGACGGGUGGGGGGUUUGUGACCUCGUCGCUCGCUGGCUUUUUACUUUAAGUCUGGCGCAAACUUUUGAAAUCAAAAUUGUGACCCCCAGGUACGCGGUUCCAAAAUUACGGAACAUUUUGUAAGUGCAUGCAGACCUAAAAUUGCUCAAAAAGUGAAUUUGUGUACAAAUCCAAUGUAAAUAUUGUUUUUAGCCAAAAUUCAUAAAUGUAUCAUUAAAUUUGCUAUUACUGUUUAAAAUCAAAGCCCCCUACAAUUAUCAUUG